This is a messenger RNA of Diabrotica virgifera virgifera (western corn rootworm), 6146 nucleotides long. RefSeq lists its product as uncharacterized. The transcript has 3 exons. Bases 417 to 1364 code for a protein of 315 amino acids. NCBI's taxonomy places the organism in Eukaryota, Metazoa, Arthropoda, Insecta, Coleoptera, Chrysomelidae. The record is from RefSeq and is a predicted model, not a curated record.
AGGUAUAUAUUAACAUAGAGUGAGCCUACCUUCCGCGCUUCCUGACGACAAGAUCUCAUGGACUGGUUUGCGGCAUCUCUUUCUAACACAUUGUAUCGAGAAACUAAGAUGACAUUAAGUGUGACGAUAGGUACGGAAGGUAGGACAACUGCCGCAGCUUUACUAUGCGUAAGAGUGAAACAGCACUAAUCCAAAUAAAAAAGAUGGUGUCGUCACUUCGCUCUUAAUGACACUCUCUCUAUGCUAAUAUAUAACUCUAUGGUUUAUUUAUAUUUUUGUUAGGACUGUUAGGUUAUGUUUAAAUCCUUAAUUUCACAACUUAUAGCUAGGUUUACUAAAAUGAGUAGUAAGUUCAGCUGAAAUUAUUACUUUUCUAGCUAAUAACAAAGAAUUGAAGUUUUCCUACCCAACUUGAUAUGGCAUGUAGAAAAACAAAAAUACAUGAUCCUCCUCCAAAGGAGCCCACACUGGAACAACACAUGAUAGAAUUUGGAAAAGUUACUGCUGCAUCUCUUAAUAAUUCUAUUGGACAAAACAAAAAGUAUCUGAUUCUACAAGGAAACAAAACAGCACAAAUUUUUAUCCAGAACGCCUUCGAAUUCUUUGAGAAACACUUUCCAAAUAAGAAUCCGCAUAUUUUGACUGCAAGAUGUCUUCAAAUCAAUGUGACAGCUGUAAGAAGAUUUAAGAAGGGACCAACGGAGAAAACAAUAUGUCAGAAACCAAACCCCAAAAAACCGAAAUCUGAAGAAACUUCACCUAAACCAAAAGCAGCCAAGACUAAGAAGCCAGUUAAUUCAAAUAAAAAUGAUGGUAAAUCAGCAGUAAAACUAGAAAAUAAUACUAUAAGUUCAAAUAAACCACCCAUUGUGCAACAGAAUAUUAACUAUCAUUCAAUGACAAUUAAUCUUCCUGAAUCAUACGAUUCCCAAAAAAUGAAUGAAACUAGAGAUAUUGAUUUGAUGAAAAUUGACCUUCCGAUUUUUCCUCCUACCUCUCAAAAUUCUGUAUAUCCUUAUUCAUCUGGUAAGACUAUGGACUUUCAACAACAAAAACCUCUUGUACCUGAUAUAUUUCACUUGAGCCCAGAACCUCAAUAUGGUGCUCCUUCAGUUGCUGUAGCCACCAAUAUGACCCAUAAAAUUGGUUUACCAGAUCCAAUACAAUCGUCAACAACCUCUUUUCAGUCCAUUAAACAAUUUAACAAUCAACAUAGUGGGUAUCAGUUCCCACACGAUAAUGUGCCUACAAAGGAUGAUCCUAAAAUAAAAAAUCACACUGGUGAGAAUCUUCAAAAUCAAUAUGAGCAAACAAAAUUUAAUUUUGGGAAUAUACAAAGUAAUCAAACAGGAUAUAAAUAUUAAUACAUUGUUUGCGAAUGACUAAAAUACAUAGUUGAAGCCAUGGUAGUUGAUUGUAUUAGUUUUUACAUAACCAUCAAAGUUUUUUUUUUGUAUAUGGAACAGAUUUUCCGUAAUAAUUUCUCAGUGAUGCAAUCAUUUCAUGGAGUCAUAGGAAAUGUAUUUAUUAUAUGUAGAGGCUGUGUCUUAGGAAAAUCAUAUUCUACUCUAUGUCAUAUGCUUUCAGAUGAGAUCCUACACUGUUCCUUAGAGAGCAGCAGUUUGAGAGUAUAUAUUUAGAAGUUCCAUCCCUUACCUCACAGAAUCUGUAUUCUGUCACAUCUACUACCUUCAUUGUUAGCAGGUGCUUAUUCAAUCGACAAUGGAUUGUAAAUACUCAUAUGUACUACUUUUUGUAUAAGCCUUUCCACUGUUUUUUUUUUACUUUCAAUUUCUUAGAGCUUUAACUGUUAAUAAUUCUGCAUAAAGGUUUCGUUCUCCUAAAAAGUGGGUUAGCACCUGUUUGGACUAACUGUUUUAUUCUUGAUGUAGCUAUUUAUGUAGCUUUUUGGCAACUUUCUUGGUAAGUUUCUGGACCCAUGAGAGGUUAAGUAAUUUACCUGACUAUUCAAAUAUCAAUUUGGAGUUGAUCUCAUGUGAUUUCAGUGCUGUUAUUUUUAUUUAAGUUUAUUGCAUCUUUCUAUAGCGUAACUUUCCGCUUGGGUGAUGUUUAGCAUUUUACUAAGGUUUUCUAAGUUUAUUUUGCUGUUUUAGAGUUAUCUGUGUACCUACUACUUGGCAUUCAGUAGAAAUUGUAUCUUCAUCAUAUCCGUAUCCGUUUUUGCAACUCUUGUAGUAAAUUCAUUCACAAAGUGCAUACACAGGCUAUACCUUGAAGCUUUGCAAGAUCGUUCCUCGUGUGGCUUAGACUGGCUCUACUUCCUUAAAUAUAAAAUGCCAUACUGCGGAAAAGAAUAAAAAAUCCUGUGGCAAUACAAAUAAUCUGUCAGAUCAUUUGGCAAUGUUCCAUCCAAUUAGAACUAACACUGACAAUGAUCAAGAAAUUGCAUCUGUAUAGCAUGAUAAACCUAAUUCUAAUGCAGCAAAACAAUGGGAUAGAGCUGUAGUAGAAAUGGAUUUUUUUCUUUGUUUGGAUUUUCUACUGUUUACAAUAGUUUAUGAUGUUGGUUUCAAGAACUUGAUGAACAUAUUAGAUCCAUGAUAUGUAUUGCCUAGUUCUUUUUCUUAAGUGGAAAAUUAUUAACUGAAUGUUACACAGACUUUAUGAAAAAGUAAAAGAAUUUUGUAGCAAUAACUUGAUGGGUAGACAUUGGACAUCAAGAGCUAUUGAGACAUACUUAACAGUCGCAUGUCACCAUAUUGAUAAAGGUAAAGGUAAACUAAAUGUUUCUGUUCUUUCCAGUAAACCUCUAGUUAAUGGCAUCCAUUACACAUUAGAAAAUAUUGCUGAAACAUUAAAAGAAAUUUUAAAUGAGUGGAAUUUGCUACAUAAAGUAAGCUGUAUACUAACAACAGGCAAUAAUCAAAAUCAGGCAAAUAUGAUAAAAGCAUGUGAAAUAUUUAAAAAAUGCAAUAUCCCAUGAUAUUGCAUUCCAUGAUGUUGCAUAUAUCCCAUAUCCCAUGAUGUUGCAUAUCCCAUGAUAUGCAACACCUUGAAUUUCGCAGUUCAGGAUAAUUUUAAGUAAGUACAAUGUGUUAUCCAAAAGUGUAAAGACAUUGUUACGUUUUUCAAGAGCAGCACUAUUGCUACAGAACUAUUCAAAAACGAACAGGAACAAGAACAAACUGAGCUAUAUAAACUGUUUCAGGAAGUUUCAACUUCCUGAUGGAAUUCUACCUAACAUAUUAUGGUUCAAAAGAUUCUUACAACAAAAAAUGAUGCUAUUGGUUGCUAUGCCAUACUAAAAUUACGGAAAGCUUCUCACCUCUGUCUGUAGACGACAUUAUUGUGCUGACAGACGUUCAAAAAGUAUUGCAAUGUUUUGAAUAAUCAACAAAGAAAUUUUCAGGUAAUUUAUUUUAAUAAAUUAUUCUUGGAACAAAAUAUUAAUAGAUUGCUAAAUACUAAUAGUACGUGCUAUAAAGUAUUUUGCACAAAAUUUAUUAAUAGAAUCUACGAGGUACGAACUGUAAUGAAAUUAACAAACCAGUAUUAAAACGGAAUGUUUUACAAUGAGAGGGAAUGUAGAAGCUGCUCCUACACUUUCGGAACAGGAAAUCUAUACAAAAAGGCAGGACAAUUCAGCCACAACAAAUCAGUAAAACUAAGACAACUACAACUGGAUCUCUCUGUGAGUUUCUAGAAGAACGGAUUGGAGAAAAAGUUAAGUCAGUGACAGCUAGCAGAUAUCAUCACCAAAAGUACCUAGAAAGAACAAAUUCUGUAGAACAAACCGACUCUCUUAUAAAUAAUGGAAGGCAAUUUUCAACUUUAUGUAUAAUAGAAUGCAACAUAAUGUUGAGAACAAAACUAGGUAAGAACGAAUUGACAAAGUUAUCUGUUUACUGAUGAGUAAACAGAUAUUUUCUGAGUAAACAUCAAGUCUUUCCCUUUCAUAUGAACGAUCUCGUGUAGGGUGAACCAAUAUUUAAAAGAAAACAUACCUUACUGUAGCAUUAAGAGAGGUGGUUCAAUCAUAUUUUCGGAGGGAAUAAGUUUUUAUUGUAUCACCAACAUAAUAAUUUUAGUGAAAUUGACAGUGAAUGCAAAAAUACCCAUUAUUGCCACAAUUUCUUAACAAAUAUUUUUACAUUUGUAGUAAUUGAAGUUUUAAAUCACAAAAUUGGCUUGCGUAUAUGAAUCCUAUAAAACAUGUUCAGGACUAUUCAGGAAGACGGAUUAGACAACAAUAAGAAAUAAAUUAGAGCUAUCGAAAAAUUUGAGAAUGAGCUUUCAUCACAAAUGCCUUGGCUAGAUGAGGCCCCCAUACUGUAUAAAUCAUUAAAAUUAAAUAUGAUUAUUAAAGUUAUGAAUUAGGAAACAAAAAUUCCAAUUUUUUUGUAUAAAUAAGUAUAUAGUUUUGUAUAAAUAAGUUAUUUCAAUAAAAAAUUAUAUUUUUGUAAAAUUUUGUGUUUUUAUGUUAAUACAACAAACAACUCUUAAUUAAUAAUUGAUAAAGCAUUUGGAACUCAUUUAGAGCUCCAUUUUCUCGGGAAUCGGUAGUCGGUAAUUUAGCUUUCCCGGGAAUCGGCAAAUUUAAAAAUAAAAAGAAGAAACUGUUUUUUUUUAGUUUUAUUAUUUGUUUAACCCUUAAGUGGUACGGUGAAAUAAAGUUACGUAAAUUGUCUAGUGGGGUCUCCGCGGACCCCAGAUUAAAAUUUUAAAAAAAAUGGAUAUUGCAACUUUUCAUCCAACAUUUUAUGCUUUACUACAGUUAGGUCCUACACAUACAUGCAUUACAUUUAACGACUAAAACAUAAUAUAACUACAUAGUAUAGAAUUGUUUAGAAACAUUUGGAGCAAACUAUAUUUCCGUGAAUGGUGCAUAUGUGCACGCAUGCUUGAUUUUCUGACCGGUUCAGGUUCAACAGAGGGUGCAGGAAGUGUAGUACCAUCGAGUUUUAUUAUCAUAUCUCUUAAUUCACGACUAAGUGGUUGGUGGAUAAAAUACUUACAUUAAUGGUACAGUGGGGUCUUUUGAGAUUUUUCGUUACUGUUUCUAAAUUAGAGUUAAUUUUAACACGUGUUGCAUAUCAAACGAUAGAAAUACUAGUAAUGGAAGAUUACAUAAAGUCACAAUGCCAUCCAUUAAUUAGUAAGAAAAAUACAACGCAUAUUCUUGGUCCUGGGGUCCACUGGGACACCACAAUACCACUUAAGGGUUAGGGUGACUUAUUGCAAGUAGUAUAAAAAGGUAUAAAUUUAAAUCGAUUGAACAUUAAAAGUUUAAAAAAAAAUUCAAAAAUUUAAAAAACUUCAAAAUUUUAAAGGAAAUUUUAAAAAGAGGAAAAUUAUAAAUUUGUGUUUAAUCUGAAUUUUCGUUGUUUUUAUUAUUGGCAUUUAUGUUUUAAGAAAACAUAAAUUGUUCAGUGUUUGAUCUUUCAGGCUGACUCUUUUUUUUUGUACAGAAAUUUGCUGAAGUUGAAAACGUAUGCUCGCUUUCUGUUGAUGUAAGUCUGAUACCUUUUAGUGCAGUGAGUAUUUUUUUAAUUGUCCGGUCAGCUGAUUUGAAUUAUUGUUGUACAGCGCGAGCUCUUGUUUAAUGACCUUUUAUAAUUCUUCAUAAACAUAAUACAAAAUUUUAAUUCAAAAUAAAUAUUUAUGUUAUAAUUCUGGAUGCUUCAAAAUUACUCAGAUCGGUCGCAUAAACAAUAGAAUGUUUAUGCUAACCAAUAUUUUUAACGCCAAAAUUCGAAGGUUUUAGAAGUUUAGAAUAUAAUUGAAAAAGAAAUAUAUUUAAGUGGAAUAAUUUAAAAUAUUUACUAAGCAGACACAGAAUUCUGAAUGAAUAAUCAGAAUCAUUGUGAGUUAAUAAUAUCUCCGCUCAUAAUCUAAAACCAAAUACCUAUAAAUAUUUAAAAAAAUGCCGGGAAUCCAUUUUUAAUGAUUUCCCGGGAAUGGAGCUCUAAAGUCAUUUGAAUGAUCAAUUUUAAUUUUAGAAUGUUGCACAAAAUUAUAGUGUUUAACUUCAAUAAUUGACUCGCUGUUGGUAGGUAUAUCUGGACCACCAUAAUGAAUAAAUAAUUUUACAGUUUAAAGUGUGUAUUAAAUUAAAGUAUAAAUAAAAAUGUUUUAUAAAUUUGUAAAUCUAUUUAUAUAUACAAAAAUAAAUAUUUAUUAUUAUA